AUGUCUGGUCCACUGAGUAAACGGCAACAAGCGCGUAACGAACGUAUUUUACACGACCUCAUCAAGAAUGUCCCAGGGAACAAUCAGUGUGCUGACUGUCAAGCUCAAAAUCCAGGAUGGGCGAGUUGGAGCCUUGGAAUAUUUCUAUGCAUGCGCUGCGCUGCACUCCAUCGUAAGCUUGGAACACACAUUACGAAAGUCAAAUCUUUGAGCAUGGAUUCAUGGUCUUACGAGCAAGUUGAGACCAUGAAGAAAAUUGGAAAUAUUGCAUCAAAUCGCAUUUACAACCCCCAAAACAAUAAAGCUUCCAUCCCUUUCGAUGCUGAUGCGGAUUCGGCUAUGGAGAAAUUUAUUCGACAAAAGUAUCAAACCAAUAAUGCCAAGGUUCAAUUAAAGCACGACAUCAGCACAGCUGAAUUAGAUGAUCAACCUCCUCCCCCACCCCCAAAGCACGGGAAUAGGUUUGGCUUUCGGUCGGCAUCUUCAAUUUUCCCUCUAUCCUUGAAGCACAAGAAAGAAGUGUCGCAACAGCAUGGAGCUGCGGUCUCUAGAGCCAGGUCUCCAACAUUGCAGAAAAAUAAACCAUCUAGAGUGUUCGGCGUGUCAUUAGAGGGUGAUAAUGAUUAUGAAUCUAAGAAUAUUAAAUUAUGUGGUAUGGGAUUCACAGACCAGAAAAGAAAUCUAGCUGUUCUGAAGGGACUAGGUGGCGACUUAGAGAAAUCCAUCGAGACUCUAGUAUGCCUAGGAGAUAAUGGAAUCAGACACGAAGAACAAAUAGGGUUUACAUUAACAACAUCGGGGUCGCCUGCACGACUUUCAUCAAACUCAAAUAUCUGCUCACCAAUUUCCAGAAACCCAUUUGAUAUGUUGAAUCCAAGCACCCCAACCGCACAACCUCAAUCUUCGCAAUCCACUGGGGGCUUACACCAGCAACUCGGAACAAAUCCCUACCAGCAACCUCACAACUUUAACCAAUCUGGCUCGAGGCCUUCUCAGUCGCAAUUAAACCUAGACCAAACACUCCAAAAAAUGUCUAUUAACCAAUCCCAACCUCUUUUUCCCAAUCGCACCGGACCAGGAUUUCCCAGUCCUAUACAGCCACAACAAAACAUAUAUCAGCAGUCAAUGACACCUCCCGUUCCAUCUCUACCCUUACAAUAUUUCCCUACAUCAUUACCUCCUAAUAACCCAGACCUACAACCGCAACAGACUCUCGCUUUCAAUCCAUUCUCACAUGUAUCGCAACAAUCACUGGUUAAUACAAAUAAUUUUAGUAAUCCCUUUAUCAGGCAGCAAUCUGCUCCGGAAACUUACCAUCAAAGCUCUCUGAAUAAUUCUUACUCAGAAAUUCCGAAUAGCUCUACAAUGCAACCUUAUCAGCCUACAAAUCCAUAUUUUACACAUCAAACUGUACAGAAUAAUCCCUUCUUUCAGACUCAACUAGCACCGAUAUCAAUUCAUGAGAUCCCAGAACAUGCUUACACUUCUCAACUGCCACAAGCCCAAACAAAUUCAGGCAUGCCUCAGCGCUUUAACAAAGCCGAUACGCAAAGCAUUCUAGAUUUAUUUAACCAUCCAGAACUAGCACCUAGUCGGCUAGCUAGUUGUCAAACCAAUGAUGCAUUUCCCAAUCCAGACUCUCGAAGGGAUUUAGCAAAUCUUUCCCAUGAACAACCACAACCAUCUAAUGAUAAUAAGAAUCCAUUUGCUAGCACCCUUCCUAAUAAUUUAUCAGAGUGUAAAGGAAGUCCUCAACUAGCCUUACAAUGUGAGCAUCAGGAAUGUACCAGUCCAGAUGUUACUGAUUGGAUGAACGGGCGCCAUAGCCCGGACGCCUGGAGAUCCAUAAGUGCAAGAUCUCUAGGCUAA
Molecule: messenger RNA, 1869 nt
Organism: Blumeria graminis f. sp. triticale
Lineage: Eukaryota; Fungi; Ascomycota; Leotiomycetes; Helotiales; Erysiphaceae
Source: the annotation of a GenBank genome assembly